Molecule: messenger RNA, 1448 nt
Organism: Mercenaria mercenaria
Lineage: Eukaryota; Metazoa; Mollusca; Bivalvia; Venerida; Veneridae
Product: growth hormone secretagogue receptor type 1-like
Exons: 4
Coding region: 132-1385 (417 amino acids)
Biological process (GO): G protein-coupled receptor signaling pathway
Cellular component (GO): plasma membrane
Molecular function (GO): G protein-coupled receptor activity
Source: RefSeq, a predicted model, not a curated record
UUGGGAUACACCAGUUUAAUCAGAAUUUUGACAGUACAAAUGUUCUAUUAAAUACAUAUAAAAAAAGGCUUAAUUAAACACAAACAAGAGAAGUUGAAAUCAUUUAAACAGAUGCAUCUUAUUUAAUAAUUAUGGAAAACAUCUCUUCUGCUAGAACGUUUGAAAACUUGAGUGAAAGCACAAAUAGUACGAACAUAACGUAUGAUCUACCACCAGAGCCGCCGUUAUAUAUUGUGCUUACAUCAACAUUGCUUUACAGUUUGAUUUUUGUGGUUGGUAUAUUAGGAAAUAUUCUUGUUACCAUAGUUAUAACAUUUAGUCGGUCGAUGAAGACAACUGUAAAUAUGUAUUUAAUGAAUUUGUGUGUCGCCGACAUUCUUGUAAUUAUUGUUUGCAUGCCGACUGCACUCGCAGAUAUCUUCACAAAAGAAGUAUGGUACUUCGGAGAAGCUAUGUGUAAACUGGUGCCAUUCCUGGAAAAUGUUGUAGCAAACGCUUCAGUGCUGACUAUACUGGCCAUAAGUUUCGAAAGAUACAGAGUCGUUUGCAAUCCUUUAAAGGUAAAUGAAGACACCAACAGAGUAUGGAAGAUAGUUGUCCUAAUCUGGGUUAUAUCGUCGGGUGUCAGUCUACCUUGGUUGUCCAUAGCUAUUGUAAAGAAUUCGGAAUUUCUAGAUGGCACGCCAAUACAGGUAUGCAGAAUUCCAAUCAUCGAACUGUGGCAAGAAAUAUUCAUUGUUCUGUUGGCUGCUCUAUUUUUCUUGCUUCCAUGUGUAACACUAUUUUUGUUGAACUGCCACCUUUGCAGGGUACUCAACCAGGCUGGAGAAUAUGAUAUGUGUAUUCACCAAGCUGGAAAUGACCGACGAAAACGGCAAAAUCAAGUUGCAAACAUUAUUGCAUCCAUAGUAACCGUGUUUUUUGUAUGUCAUCUACCAUUCAGAGUUGCCGGACUUUGGCUCUCGUUCGCAGAUCCGCGAACAAUAGGACGUCUAGGACUGGAGCGGUAUUUGGGUAUUGUUUACUCAACAAGAAUCCUUUUUUACUUGAAUCAUGCUUUGAACCCAGUUGUUUACAAUUUUGUUUCAACAAAGUUUCGAUGUGCUUUGAGUGAUCUUUUUGCUAACACUGUUUGCUCGGGAUUUGGCAAUUUGCUGACAAGGAGAAAGUUGAAACUUUCGACAACUACUGCUUCUACUAAACUAACUGUGCGGAAAACUACUAGUUCAAAGGGACAUCCUUAUAACUCGCCAGUCCAGGGGCGUACUUCAAAUGAUAUAAACAAUGAACAGUUGUUUGAUCAGAAAUAUAAACUAAGGAUUAACCUUGAAGACAAACGUGUAGCAAUUAAAUUUAACUUUAUUACAAAUCAGGAUUGUAUAUAAGCUUUUGUGUUGUUCGGAACUUACAAAUCUGAUGUUUAGUAUGGAAUAUUCAUGCAACUUUUA